Coregonus clupeaformis (lake whitefish) is the source of this 492-nucleotide messenger RNA. Its product is annotated as integrin alpha-6-like. Lineage: Eukaryota; Metazoa; Chordata; Actinopteri; Salmoniformes; Salmonidae. Gene Ontology annotation, molecular function: integrin binding. The coding region runs from base 79 to 492 and encodes 137 amino acids. Gene Ontology annotation, cellular component: external side of plasma membrane; integrin complex. The transcript has 4 exons. Gene Ontology annotation, biological process: cell-matrix adhesion; integrin-mediated signaling pathway; cell adhesion mediated by integrin. The record is from RefSeq and is a predicted model, not a curated record.
UCUGCUUCACAACACGAGGACACCAGAGAAGAAGCUAUUGGGUUAGCUAGAACAGAGAGUUGUACAAACAACACCAACAUGACAAUUCAAUGGUGGGGCCUUCUACUUGACCUGUGGUUUCUUUUGGCCUGCCUACCAUUUCACAUCUCAGCUUUCAACCUGGACACGGACACAAAGCAUGUUCUGAGGAAAAAUGGUGAACCAGGAAGCCUGUUUGGAUUCUCCCUGGCACUGCACCAACAAUUGAAUCCUGUCAAUAAGAAACUAUUGCUGGUUGGAGCGCCACGUGCCAAGUCAUUGACCAAAGCUGAUGUUACUGGAGGCAUCUACCAGUGUGAGCUCACCACUGAUUCUAAGAGCUGUGAGCGUGUCAAGCUCGACAACAAUGAGUUUCUUAAAAGUCAAAGACCAGUGGAUGGGUGUACGAGUGACAAGCCAAGGCCCUGGUCAAAGCGUUAUGACAGCAUCAGAUACAUGGUCUGCACAUACUGA